Messenger RNA from Phlebotomus argentipes, 1601 nucleotides. RefSeq names its product LIM/homeobox protein Lhx3 (gene Lim3). Bases 310 to 1599 code for a protein of 429 amino acids. Gene Ontology annotation, cellular component: nucleus. Lineage: Eukaryota; Metazoa; Arthropoda; Insecta; Diptera; Psychodidae. Gene Ontology annotation, biological process: neuron differentiation; regulation of transcription by RNA polymerase II. The transcript has 6 exons. Gene Ontology annotation, molecular function: DNA-binding transcription factor activity, RNA polymerase II-specific; RNA polymerase II transcription regulatory region sequence-specific DNA binding. The record is from RefSeq and is a predicted model, not a curated record.
CAAGGUGAUAAGCUACUUGUGUUUCCAAUAGAGUACAUAUAAGUAGUAUCUAUUUUUUCCAUAUUUAUUUACUCUUUUUUCCUCUACCCACUGAUACAUACACUUUUGUCAAAGAGAUAACACGCAAGUGAAGAAGCUCACCAGUUCCUUCGUCACAUAUCGCCACAAAAUGAACAGUACAUUUCAGUGUAUGACGGACCGUGAUUGACUUUCGAGCUCGAGGAUCGGGAAUCUCCUGGUCCGUGACUCUCUGUGCAGUGAAGGAUUUAUCAGUGAAAGCCGAGGCCAGAGUCCUCGCCAAGUGAUCUAAUGUCGGUGUGCGUGACUUCAUCGGCGAACGGGGCCUCCAUGGCUCUGCCCCACUUACCCCUCGUGUCCUCAAUGAUGGGCCAGACACACCACGCAAUGGCGCCAGCGAAUCUCGCCGUGGACCAGCAAUCCUCUGACCACCCCAACCCCGACAUGCUCCUCGCCCUCAUCGCUCGCAACAAGGCCCUCGAAGCUACAAUCCCAAAGUGCGGUGGAUGCCAGGAAUUAAUUCUGGAUCGCUUCAUUCUCAAGGUGUCGGACAGAACGUGGCACGCCAAGUGCCUCCAAUGUAGUGAGUGCCAUGCGCAGUUGAAUGAGAGGUGCUUCGCGAAGAACGGACAACUCUUCUGCAAAGACGACUUUUUCAAACGCUAUGGCACCAAGUGCUCCUCCUGUGAUCUCGGCAUUCCGCCAACGCAAGUCGUGAGGCGGGUGCACGCCAACGUGUACCACAUGCAGUGCUUCGCGUGCGUGAUAUGCGCAAGGCAGCUCAACACAGGUGAUGAGUUUUACCUGAUGGAAGACAGGAAGUUACUAUGUAAGCCCGACUACGAGGCGGCCAAAACGAAGGGGGUGUACAUCGAUGGCUCACUGGAUGGGGAUCAGCCGAACAAGAGACCCAGAACUACCAUAACGGCCAAGCAGUUGGAGACACUCAAGAGUGCCUACAACAACAGUCCCAAACCCGCCAGGCAUGUGAGGGAGCAGCUGUCCCAAGAUACGGGAUUGGAUAUGAGGGUGGUGCAAGUUUGGUUUCAAAACAGGCGUGCUAAAGAAAAGCGAUUGAAGAAAGACGCGGGCCGAACGAGAUGGAGCCAGUAUUUCCGAUCAAUAAAGGGUGGUGGUUCGCCUAGGCAUGACAAACUCUUGGACAAAGACGAACUCAAGGUGGAUUUGGAUAGUUUCAGCCAUCAUGAUUUGAGCAAUGACAGCUACAGCACAGUCAAUAUGGGUCUUGAGGACGGAGCUUCACCACACAGCGGUCGAGGAUCCUAUGUCCACGGCAGUGGGAGUCCUCCGCCGUAUCUGUCCAGCCACUCACCUCCGCCCAUGGGACCAGGACACACCUACGCUUCUUACUCGGACAAUAUCGUCUACACACCGCUGGGUCAGCCGGUUAGUGGAAUUCUGCACAACUCCCACCAUGGACUCCAGGGUAGUGCCGUGUCCGAUCUCAGCAAUGACUCUAGUCCAGCUCACGCAUACCCUGAUUUCCCACCAAGCCCUGACUCUUGGCUCGGGGACUCUGCCAGCAAUGCUCCGGCCAUCAAUAGCACUUCACACUACUGAUA